Molecule: messenger RNA, 2985 nt
Organism: Anopheles cruzii
Lineage: Eukaryota; Metazoa; Arthropoda; Insecta; Diptera; Culicidae
Product: lysine-specific demethylase 4A-like
Exons: 4
Coding region: 1-2985 (994 amino acids)
Biological process (GO): chromatin remodeling
Cellular component (GO): nucleus
Molecular function (GO): histone H3K9 demethylase activity; histone H3K36 demethylase activity
Source: RefSeq, a predicted model, not a curated record
AUGGCAGAGGAGGAACGCACCAGAAUACAGGUUUUUAGACCUACCUGGGAAGAGUUCAAAAAUUUCUCAAAGUACAUCGAGUACAUCGAAUCGCAAGGAGCACACCGGGCCGGCCUAGCCAAGAUAAUACCGCCACCAGAAUGGAUCCCACGGAAAAAAGGAUACGAUUUGGAGGGAAUCGACUUGACCAUCCCGGCACCCAUUUGCCAGGUUGUGGCCGGCAAACUGGGGCUCUAUCAGCAGAUCAACAUACAGAAGAACCCGCUCACGGUGUCACAGUUCGCCGAGCUGGCCAACACGGAGCGGUACACCACACCAAAGCACUUUGAUUUCGAAGACUUGGAGCGAAAGUACUGGAAAAACAUAACCUAUGUUGCCCCGAUCUAUGGUGCAGAUGUUUGCGGAAGUAUUACCGAUACGGAUUGUGAUGUUUGGAACAUUAAUCGCCUGGGAACGAUUUUGGACUACGUCAACGCGGAUUACGGUAUAUCGAUCGAGGGUGUGAACACGGCGUACCUUUACUUCGGCAUGUGGAAAACCACAUUCGCCUGGCACACCGAGGACAUGGACCUGUACUCGAUCAACUACCUGCACUUCGGGGCACCGAAAACGUGGUACGCCGUGCCGCCGGAGCACGGCACGAAGCUGGAAAAGCUGGCCAACAGUAUGUUUCCGGCCAGCAACAAAAGCUGUUCGGCCUUUCUGCGCCACAAGAUGACCCUCAUCAGUCCGCAGAUUCUCAAGCAACACAACAUUCCAUUCGACAAGAUCACACAGGAGCAGAACGAAAUCAUGAUCACGUUCCCAUUUGGGUACCAUGCCGGGUUCAAUCAUGGGUUCAACUGUGCCGAGUCGACCAACUUCGCGAUGCCUCGGUGGGUCGAGUACGGCAAGCGGGCCACGCAGUGCUACUGUCGUUCGGAUAUGGUGAAAAUUUCGAUGGACACGUUCGUGAAGCGCUUUCAGCCGGAAAACUACGACGCCUGGAUGAACGGUACGGACUUUGGGCCCCACCCGGAGGACGCGACGCGCGUGGUGGGCCCUCCGCCGCGGUACAUUGAGGAAGACGAGGGCAUCGAGUCGUUCUCGGAAGAGGGCGAUCUGACGCCGAUGAAGCGGGCAUGCAACGCGGUGGUCUGCAUUCCGAAGCUGUCGUUCAAAGAGAAAAAUCCCGAUCUCGAUCUGAACGACAUCCAGAACAACCCGCACCUGUCGGACGAGAUCAAGCAGUCCCUGUUCAUGACCGGUGACGAGUACGAUUCCGAGGCCGAAGAGCACAAGACCGAGAACGAGGCGACACCGACACCGGCGGAGCCGCCAAAGUUUAAGACCUCAUCGUACGAUCCAUUCGACGACGACGACGAUGAUGACGAAGACAGUUCGUCGAAGAAGGGUAAAAAGAACCGCCGGAGGAAGGUGUCGAGCGACUACGAUGACGAUUGGUACGAGACCACCCGGGGUCGGUCCAAGUCCCGCCGCAAGGGUGGGGCCAGCAGACGGGGGAAGCAAGCGGUGGACGAAUCGGGAGGCCUCAAAAGUAUUUCGAACGAUCCGGCCCGGAAAGCCGAGCUGGAAGCCAAAAAGAAGGAACGCGAUCUGGCCAAAGAGAUCCGCCAGCAGCAGAUGUUGGAGAGGAAGCGACUGAGGGAAGAGGAGCAACUGCGAAAGCGCCUCGUCCAGGAGCGGCUGAAGCGUGAAGCGAUCGAGCGGCACAAACUGCAUUCGCGGCCGAGUUCACUUUGGAAUCAGGACCUCCCGGGGAUUGCUACUGAUCCGUUAGACGUUUUUAUUAAGGUGCGAACCUACCCGGGUAAAAACCCGCUACAUAAGGCGCAACCAUCGGCCGGGACCAGUACCAUGCCAUCUUUAUCGUCGGCCAACGUGAUAAACAUACCAAGACCCGCACCGUCGAUUUCGGCCAAUGUGAUAAACAUACCACGACGACCACCGCCGUCGACUAGUUCCUGUGGAAGUUUCAAUUCCAGCUUCUAUAUGCCACCGGUGGUGAAGGUAUCGUCUGGCUACGGUCAUCCGCGAUUCGUGUCCAACAACCCAAAUUCAUUCACACGCCCGCCGGUGGUCCCGAUUAGCGGUGGCCCGGUUAGAACGGUUUACAGUGCACCGGUUGUCCGAAUUAAUCCCACCUUUGGCCCCAGCGGAACCACUUCCAGUUAUUACAAACCGACCGUUUAUGCCGGCGGGAACGGCGGUACCGUUGGUGGAAACAUUCCCAUGGCCCACGGGAGCAAAGUAGUGCCACCAUCGCUUUCCUACCUACUUCCAGCGGCGCAAAAACCUUCACCCGAACUGUUCGAAAAGCGCGAUUUCUCUACCGAAUUUCAUAACUUCAUCGAACAACAGAACUCAGAAGCCACCCUCGUUGAGAGUGGUCCCAGUAAAAAGCCGUCAGACACCGGAGGGACAACCCUAGACUUGCGGAUUCCGUCAGUAAAGCAAGAGCCGCCGUCGGUCGGUAAUGAUGGACGAUCGUUGCUGCGGCCGGUACUUAAAGCUACCUACAAACCAAAGGUACCGCCUACGGCCAGCGUCACACCGAUAAGGCAGAUGGUGCCCGACGGUUCGCUGUUUCCCGAGACCAUUGCGCGGGGCGUGUCAAACGGGGUGCCAUCUUCUCCUGACCCUGCAGUACCGGUACCACGGUUAGUGCCAAUACAGCAAACAUCCCAAUUGGUGGCUCGGUUACUGGCACCACACAAACUGGCCAAGGAAGUCCCCGUAGCACCAGCACAGUAUUUAAUCGGUUCGUGGCAGUCACACAGUGCCACACAGUCCGUUCUCGAUAAUCGACCACAGUACAGUGGCGCGGUCCGGACCGUCGCCGAACCGAGUGCCGGUACCGUAGAAUAUACUCGAUCACAGUAUAAUGACGUUGUCCAAACCGUCGACGAACCGAGUACGAUCUUCUCAACGAUCUUGAGCGCCUUCGAAUGGCCAUCAACGAUUGGCCCAACUUCCUCCAGCUAA